AUGGCCCCCAAGCAGCACCGGCGGCUGUUGGUGCCCUGGAUCUACGAUAUCGGAUGCUUCAUCUUCACCCUUUGCCUGGACAUCUUCUUCCGCGAGGUCUACCCGCGAAAUGCCUGGCGUGUUCCCGCGCGCGGGCCCGUCAUCAUCAUCGCCGCGCCCCACGCCAACCAGUUCGUCGACUCGGCCCUGCUGAUGCGCAUCCUCAAGCACCAUGCCGGCCGUCGUGUUUCCUUCCUCAUCGCUGACAAGUCGAUGCGAGAGCCGUACAUUGGAGCCCUCGCCAGUCGCAUGGGCGCCCUGCCCGUCGUAAGGGCCAUGGACCACAUCAAGCCGGGCCCCGGCAAGAUCUACUUGCCCGAUCCGGAAGGAGACCCGACCCUGGUGCGCGGCCAGGACGUAGACUUCACCUCGUCCCAAUUCAUGGUCGGCGGCAGCAUCAUCCUACCCAAGGUCGGCGGCGAGAGUCCGGAGCAGCAGUCCAUCGCCGAGAUCCUCUCCGCCGAUACGCUGCGCCUGCGGGCCCCGUUCAAGGCCUUCGAACCUGACCACCCGCUUCACAAGGCCCUGCGCCGCCGCGGCGAGGCCGAGGCCGAGGAGGGUGGCACCGCGUACAAGGUGUCACCGCACAUUGACCAGCACCAAAUGUUCGAUGCCGUCUACAGCGAGCUCGUCGCCGGCGGCUGCAUUGGCAUCUUCCCUGAAGGCGGCUCGCACGACCGGCCCUCGCUCCUCCCCUUGAAAGCCGGCGCCGCCAUCAUCGCCCUCGGCACCCUCGCCCGCGACCCAGGCUGUGGCCUCACGAUCCUCCCCUGCGGCAUGAACUACUUCCACCCCAACAAGUUCCGCUCCCGCGCCGUCGUCGAGUUCGGCGGCCCCAUCCGCGUGCACCCAGACCAAAUCGCCGCCUUCGCCUCGGGCGGUGACGCCAAGCGCACGGCGGUCAGCUCCCUGCUGGCCACCAUCGAGGCCUCCCUGGCAGCCGUGACCCAGCAAGCGCCCGACCACGAGACCCUGAUGCUCGUGCAAGCAACACGCCGCCUCUACAAGCCCCUCCGCGCCAAGCUCCCCCUCUCCACCACCGUCGAGCUCAACCGCCGCCUGCUCGAGGGCUACGCGCGCUUCCGCGACGCGCCCCUCGUCCAACACCUCACGCGCUCCGUCGCCGCCUACAACCGGCAGCUGCGCGCCCUCGGCGUCAAGGACCACCAGGUCGAAUGGGGCGACGUCGGGCGGCGGCCCUGGCUGUACGUCCUCGCGACGCUGCUCCAGCGCGUCGCGUUCGUGCUCGCCCUCGUCGCCGGCACGCUGCCGUCGCUCGCCCUCUUCUGGCCCGUCUUCGUCACCACCAAGGUCAUCUCCGUCAAGAAGCAGCGCAAGGCCCUCGCCAACUCGUCCGUCAAGCUCGAGGCCCGCGACGUGGUCGGCACGUGGAAGAUGCUCGUCGCCCUCGGCCUCGCCCCCGCCCUGUACGUGUGGUACACGGCCGUCGUGUCCGUCUGGCUCGUCCUGUGCCGGACCGACGCCGAGGUGUGCGCCGCGCGCGCGCCGCCCUGGGCCCGCGCCACGACGUGGGUGCCCGCUUGGCUGCCGCUCAAGGUGUUUGUCCCGGCCUUUUUCGCGCUGAUGGUCGCGGUGACGUUUGCGGGGCUGCGCAUCGGCGAGGUGGGCAUGGAUGUCGUCAAGAGCCUGCCGCCGCUGCUGGUGGCGCUGAAUCCGUGGAGCAAGGGCGCGUUGGUGAGGUUGAGGGAGAGGAGGAGGAAGGUCGCGAAGGAGGUUUUGGAUGUGGUGGAGAGGUUCGGGCCUGAGGUUUUUGAGGAUUUCGAGGAGCAGAGGCUGUUGUUGGUGAGGAAGGAGGAGGAUGGGGACGUGGAGGAUGGAGAGGAGGGGGGGAUCAGAUACGAUGAUGAGACGGUGGAGUCGGAGAUGAAGAAGGAUGUGUGA
Molecule: messenger RNA, 1941 nt
Organism: Diplodia corticola
Lineage: Eukaryota; Fungi; Ascomycota; Dothideomycetes; Botryosphaeriales; Botryosphaeriaceae
Product: glycerol-3-phosphate o-acyltransferase
Exons: 1
Coding region: 1-1941 (646 amino acids)
Biological process (GO): phospholipid biosynthetic process
Cellular component (GO): endoplasmic reticulum membrane
Molecular function (GO): glycerol-3-phosphate O-acyltransferase activity; glycerone-phosphate O-acyltransferase activity
Source: RefSeq, a predicted model, not a curated record